GCGUGCCGGGAAAGCGCGAGGGCGACGGCGCUGCGCCGGCUGACUGGCUCCUGAGGCGAGAGGACGGUUCCUGGGCGAGGGAUGUGAGGAGCUCGGCUUCCCCUUCCUUCCUUCGGGAUGUCGUGACCCGCCGGGCGGGCCGACGUGCGAGCAAGGCGGGCAGCGGCGGCGGCGGCGGCGGCUGUGGCUGUCGCCGAUGGGGCUGCUCCGGAUUAUGCUGCCGCCCAAGUUGCAGCUCUUGGCGGUGCUCGCCUUCGGGGUCUCCGUGCUCUUCCUGGAGAACCAGAUCCAGAAGCUGGAGGAGUCCCGCGGGAAGCUCGAAAGAGCUAUUGCAAAACAUGAAGUCCGAGAAAUUGAGCAACGUCAUACAGUAGAUAGCUCUCGAUCAGAUGUAGUUCCAGAUGAAGAUGAAAAUGUGGUGAUAAUUUAUAAUCGAGUACCUAAAACUGCAAGCACCUCUUUUACAAACAUUGCUUAUGACCUUUGUGCGCGGAACAAAUACCAUGUUCUUCAUAUCAACACAACCAAAAAUAAUCCUGUUAUGUCUUUACAAGAUCAGGUACGAUUUGUGAAGAACGUAACUUCCUGGAAAGAGAUGAAGCCAGGGUUCUAUCAUGGACAUAUAUCUUUCCUGGAUUUUGCAAAAUUUGGUGUUAAAAAGAAACCAAUAUACAUCAAUGUCAUAAGAGAUCCUAUAGAACGGCUGGUUUCUUAUUACUACUUCCUGCGCUUUGGUGAUGAUUACAGACCUGGACUCCGAAGGCGAAAACAAGGGGAUAAAAAAGUAAAAACCUUUGAUGAAUGUGUAGCAGCUGGAGGCUCCGAUUGUGCCCCUGAGAAACUCUGGCUUCAAAUUCCAUUCUUCUGUGGCCACAGCUCUGAAUGUUGGAAUGUGGGAAGCAGAUGGGCUUUGGAACAAGCCAAAUACAACUUGAUUAAUGAAUAUUUCCUAGUGGGAGUUACUGAAGAGCUUGAAGACUUUAUUAUGUUGCUGGAGGCAGCUUUGCCCCGCUUUUUCAGGGGUGCUACAGAAUUAUAUCGCACAGGCAAGAAGUCUCAUCUUAGAAAGACAACAGAGAAAAAGCUUCCUACAAAAGAAACCAUUGCUAAGCUGCAACAGUCUGAAAUAUGGAAAAUGGAGAAUGAGUUCUAUGAAUUUGCACUGGAGCAAUUCCAGUUUGUCAGAGCGCAUGCAGUUCGGGAAAAAGACGGGGAACUAUAUAUCCUGGCACAAAACUUUUUCUAUGAAAAGAUCUAUCCUAAAUCGAACUAAGAACAAUGCUUCUCUUUAGGUUAAGGGACUAAACCUUGUGGCCACAUCCUUAUUCUCACCCCCAACUCCUAAAUCAGCUGAGGCACUUCGUUCUUGAGGUCAAUAGAAUGUACUGUGGGUUGCUCAAAGAAGAUGGCUGCUGUUCAGAUAAUGGUGAUAAUUCAAAAUUAUAGGCUUCAGUUUUAAUAUUCACACAGGAGGUUGCUACUCUACACUUGAAGAACCCACCCAUAAUUACAGAAACUUUAUAGCAAUUAUAGCUGAAACUGUAAAGAUGAAAACCUUCAUUUUCGUGCUUUUUGAUUCACAAGACAACUUAUUUUACUUAACCUUUUGGGAAGAGGACGCUUUUGGUUCCCUAGCCUCAAAGCGGAGAUUUGGGUUGUACACAUAUAUGAAUAAUGUUAAUAACUGGCUGAAAUUUGUGCUUUGUUCUUGUAAAUUCAUAUCACAUAACAUUCACUGGAAUGUUCAAUCAUGUUCUGCUAAGAAAUGCUGCAGCUGGUCUUGCCCAUAUUUGUAAAUAUGGGCUUUCAUUUUGAGAAUCUAGAACUGAUGAUCAGAGUGUUUAAAAAUUCAGAUCCCAUAGUGAUGUUGUCAAAAGGCCAGAAAUGAAGACAGUUUUUCAUUACUACCCUCUGAACGUCUAACUGAUGUUGGGAAAACUAUUUAAGAAGCUGGCUUUUGCCUGGCACAUCAAUAUAAAAACAAAUAGUGAAAUCUGUCUCAUUGUUCCAUUGAUUCUUUGUAUUUUAAAUAACUACUGGUGAAUCCAUAUUAUGACUCAAAUAGUGAGCUGUGGUAUGGUUAGGGUUUUCCUACUUAGAUACUUUUACCUGUAGAAUAUUUUUACUAAGGUGCUUUAUAAUGUGUUUUAAAGCAUUGCAUUUGCAAAAAGAGUGAAAUGCUGUAAAUAAUGCACAUUUUAUGUAUUUGGACCAAAAGGUUACAAGUAAUAGUUUCAAGUGUUUUGCACCCGUUUUGUUGUAUGUGAAGUAAAAUCAACCCAUCUGCUGUUAAAAUUCCAGUUUUGAGUUAACCCCUCAACAUUGCUGAAAUGCACUUCACUGACCUCAACAACUUUUAAAUACACAGGAGCCCCCUUUUCAGAAAACUUCAUAAUCUGCAUCCUUUUAUCAUGCUUUAAAGGAAAAGGAAAACGGAAGCAUGCAGCCUGGCUAAGAGAGAUACAAAGAAAUUGACGUCAGUGUGUUCAUGGAACUGCCUUAUGUUAACUUCAGUAAACUUGCAUUUGCCAGGAUUAGCACCUUAUGGUACUUACAUACUCGAGGUUGUUUGGCACUAGGUUGGAUACUGGGAUACAACAAAAUCUGUGAAAAAUACUUAAAAGUUCUUUGUACAUUUCUGCCAUAUUUUUUAAAGUGUAUUAAAGUUUGAUGGGUUGUUUUCAGUUUCAUUAAAUUCAGCCUUUGAGCUUCACAUUUUAUCGAGAUAGAAAGGCAGUGUAGAUGUAUUGAUAAGGAAACCUUACCAAAUCAUUUAUCUACUAUACAAUUACAAAGAGGUCAACUGUCUAUAAACCAAACAUUUUAAUGCCAAAAGCAUGGUCUAUUAUAAUGAGACUGUUAAGUAAAACUUUUAAUUUGCUGAAUUCUUUAUUUGGGCAUCUCCUGAGAGAUCUAAAAAAUAGUACUGCUUUUUCAAGUAGUUUCUUCUUUUCGGUUAGCAGCCAUUACCUUUGUUCUUCUGCUGUAUUACCAUGAGCCAGUGUGUUGUGUUGUGUAGCCACGUUGCCCCAGAUGAACGAGUACAGGAAAACGAAAUAAACUUUUAUUGGACCAA
Molecule: messenger RNA, 3076 nt
Organism: Anolis sagrei ordinatus
Lineage: Eukaryota; Metazoa; Chordata; Lepidosauria; Squamata; Anolidae
Gene: HS2ST1
Product: heparan sulfate 2-O-sulfotransferase 1
Cellular component (GO): membrane
Molecular function (GO): heparan sulfate 2-sulfotransferase activity
Source: RefSeq, a predicted model, not a curated record